AUGACUGUAGAGGUGUACUGUGUGUCCAGUAUGUUUGUAGAAGUGUACUGUGUGUCCAUUGUGAUUGUAGAGGUGUACUGUGUGUCCAAUGUGAUUGUAGAGGUGUACUAUGUAUCCAUUAUGACUGUAGAGGUGUACUAUGUAUCCAUUAUGACUGUAGAGGUGUACUAUGUAUCCAUUAUGACUGUAGAGGUGUACUAUGUAAUCAUUAUGACUGUAGAGGUGUACUGUGUGUCCAGUGUGUUUGUAGAGGUGUACUGUGUGUCCAGUGUGAUUGUAGAGGCGUACUUUGUGUCCACUGUGAUUGUAGAGGUGUACUGUGUAUCCAUUAUGAUUGUAGAGGUGUACUAUGUAACCAUUAUGACUGUAGAGGUGUACUGUGUGUCCAGUGUGUUUGUAGAGUUGUACUGUGUGUCUAGUGUGUUUGUAGAGGUGUACUGUGUAUCCAUUAUGAUUGUAGAGGUGUACUAUGUAACCAUUAUGACUGUAGAGGUGUACUGUGUGUCCAGUGUGUUUGUAGCGGUGUACUGUGUGUCCAGUGUGAUUGUAGAGGUGUACUGUGUAUCCAUUAUGAUUGUAGAGGUGUACUAUGUAACCAUUAUGACUGUAGAGGUGUACU
Messenger RNA from Limulus polyphemus (Atlantic horseshoe crab), 619 nucleotides. RefSeq lists its product as uncharacterized. The annotation marks the transcript as partial. The record is from RefSeq and is a predicted model, not a curated record. The transcript has a single exon. NCBI's taxonomy places the organism in Eukaryota, Metazoa, Arthropoda, Merostomata, Xiphosura, Limulidae.